AUGUGGAACACCUCAGCCAACUUCAACAGCGAAGUAUGGAACGGCCCCCGUCAAGAUACCUCUGGAUGGAACCAAAACGCGUACGCUUAUAAUCAGUACACCAAGUAUGGAUUCGUGCGACAAGACCAAGUCUGGCCCGUCGACCCCGUCGACGAGAUCGCACGCACCGCCCUGGGCGAGAUGACAAAGUGCUCGCAGGCCUUCAACGCGUGGGAUAGCCCCCUGACCGCCGAGUUCCGCGGGGCGCUGCAGGGGCUGCAGAGCCAGUCCAACGCGGCCGUCGAUGCAUCCAAGGAGGUCAUCAGGCGCCACCUCGAGUUCUGCCACCUCGUCUCGGACAACCUGCACAGCGCGUCGCAGGCGGGGUGGGUACAGUAUGACCAGCGGAUCAUCGGCGCCUCCAACGGCAUCAACUUCGCGUCUUCCGAUCUCUGCUGGAAGGUGAAGAUCCUGCAGGAAGGCAUCGACUACUUCCUCCGCAUUGUCGAAAGCGUCAACACCGGCGCCGCGGCGCAUAAAGCGAGCUGGUGGUCCUGGGGUAGGAUCAAGGAGGCCGUGCCGGCGGUUCUGCGGACGACGGGGUAUAUUAUGGCCGGCGCCGGGACCGUCCUCCGCAUCAUACACCCCGCCGGCGCCCUCGUGGAAAACAUGAUGCAGGCGGUGCAGAACCUGCUUUCGGCCAGCGCCAACAGGAUGGAGAGAUCGCUGGAAGCAUCACAGAGAAAACAGCAGGAUAUCAGCACCAUCGUCCGGCUCAUGAGCACGCUGGCGGGGCAGAUCCAAUCAGUGCAGGAGGCGCUGGUGAACGUCAACACGGGCCAGGCGGUGGUACAGUUGCACAACCAAGCCCUGGCGAUGCAAAUGCGGAUUGAUGUGCAGUUGGCGUCAGCCGCCUCGAUGCAGUGGUCAGGGCUGGGGAUGCGACUGAACAGCGUCAUGCAGUUCUCUCCGCUCAUGUGGCAAGCUCCACAGAAUCCUCCUUACUGA
Messenger RNA from Postia placenta MAD-698-R-SB12, 987 nucleotides. RefSeq lists its product as hypothetical. NCBI's taxonomy places the organism in Eukaryota, Fungi, Basidiomycota, Agaricomycetes, Polyporales, Adustoporiaceae. The record is from RefSeq and is a predicted model, not a curated record. The transcript has 3 exons. The coding region runs from base 1 to 987 and encodes 328 amino acids.